Daphnia carinata is the source of this 4011-nucleotide messenger RNA. Its product is annotated as kinesin-like protein KIF7. The record is from RefSeq and is a predicted model, not a curated record. Gene Ontology annotation, molecular function: microtubule binding; ATP binding; microtubule motor activity. Gene Ontology annotation, biological process: mitotic spindle organization; microtubule-based movement. Lineage: Eukaryota; Metazoa; Arthropoda; Branchiopoda; Diplostraca; Daphniidae. The coding region runs from base 109 to 4008 and encodes 1299 amino acids. The transcript has 18 exons.
AAAAAAAAAGAAAAAAAAACAGUAAAAAGGUGGUAUGACCAUUAAUCUAAAUAACAAACUGUUAUCCAGCAACAUAUUUCCGAAAGUGACUGUUUCACGAAUGUCGUGAUGCUGUUCAGCGCCGGUCAAGACAGGGACUUACAAGCCCGUGUUCAACUCAUAACGCGGGUUCGUUCGUUACAACCAACCGACCAUGUUUUACCAACGCCUUACUUUCAAAUGGACCCAACUCAGGGGACCAUUAUUUUAGGAAACAACCGGUUCUUUCAUUUAGAUAACAUACUACCGUUUGACUGUCCACAACAGGCAAUUUUCAAGGGCUAUGUUGAACCAGUUGUUAAUGCCUGCUUUGAUGGUUUUAAUAUAACCGUUAUUGCUUAUGGCCAAACUGGCUCAGGAAAAACAUUUACAGUAUUUGGUCCUGGAUUACUUUACACAAUGAAUGAAUCUGAUUUUGGAAUGGUCCCACGAACUGUUCGUCAUCUCUUCUACAAAGCUAAGGAGUUCCCAGGCAGACAAAUUUCUAUACAAGCAAGUUAUUUAGAAAUUUAUGAUGAAGAAAUUCAUGAUCUCUUGAGUGUAGAACCAUUUCAUGGAGAAAUCACAGUCCAAGAAGAUCAAAAUGGGGAAACUAUAAUAACUGGUGCCACGCGCAUGGAAUGUCAUACCAUUGAUGAUGUCUUUAGCUGCUUAGAAACAGGUUUGGCUUUAAGACACACUGGACCAAUGCUAAAUCAACUUUCGAGUAAAUCACAUGGAAUUUUUACUCUCUACAUGCAGCAGGCAUGGAUACAAGAUGGAUGCUUGUAUGAAGUAUGUUCUAAACUUCAUUUUGUUGAUUUGGCCGGCUCGGAGAGGCUUGGCCUAGGCGUUACGAGCAACCACGGGAACAGUGACGUACAACUCAGUGAAUUCCAGGAGCCGUUCUCGAUUAACUCUGGCCUUCUUGCACUAAGUAAUGUCACUGCUGCAUUGGGUGAUCCUAGAAGAAAAGCUAGCCAUGUGCCUUAUUGGGAUUCAAAGUUAACAUACAUUCUGAAAGAUUCAUUGGGAGGAAACGCCUUUACGCUGAUGAUUGUGUGCCUUUCCCCUUCAGCCUCCCAUUUAGAAGAAACGGUAAACACGUUGAAGUUUGCAACUAGAGCAGCCAACAUUUGCAAUCGUCCAGUGGCGAAUGUUCGUCUCACUCCUAUAGCCAAUAUACCAAUGUCGAUGAUGGGCAUAAACUAUCGACAAAAUUCUAGCGAUAUGCCAGAUUUUGUCACACCCCGUAUGACUCCAAAAUUCCAGCAGCAAAAUGGAACCCCUUUUAGCUAUCAAACGAAUGUUAUCAAUGAUGUGAACGAAAGCCGGUCAGCGUUGCAUGAACAAGAAGACGAAGACGAGCUUUUCAGGUUACGGUUUGCAGCGAGCCAGUGGCAGUUACUGGUGGCAAAUGCCGAAACUCUUUUAAACGAGUUGGCUGUCUCUGGUUUAUUAGGAGAUGAUACAAAAAACAAAAUUGAAUCUUGGCUUUGUCUUAAAGAAGAAUAUGCAAAUUGUAUUGAUCCCGACCUAUUGGCGAUUAAACCACGAACCAGAGCUCAAAUAGAUUACAGUGGUAGUCAGUCAGCGGAUUUGCCCAUAGCACCAAGUGCAUUUCAAACGAGUGGGGAAUCCAAAACGCUGCACGUCAUUGAAGAGGUAUCAGAACCUACUCCAACCCGUGAGCUAUCGUCCGAACUUAGCGAUAGGCAUGAGCAUCUAUCCAUUGAAUCAUCAUCCGAUGGUUCCCACUUUGCAGAGCAACUCGAUAUGCUGAGACAGCAAUUUCGAGAAACGACUGAUCGUUUAAUAUGUAGUAUCGAGUCAAUGUAUGAUAAUGCAGCGUCUUUGGAAUGGGGACCAACAAAUCCAGUUGAUGUUACUCCGCACUCGGAGCUUGGCCGUGAUCAAUCAAAUAGCAAUUACAAAAGUGCAAAUUCAAGCCCCAAGGCUGCGAGAACUGGCAGAAGAGUUAGUAUUUUCGGCCCUUCAAAUGUAGUGGAUCAGCAGCCAUUAAUAGGAGAAUCUCGUGCAUCAACACCGGAAUCAUUCGGUGGCACAUCACCUACUCGUCCGAUUGAAGGAAGUCUGAAAGCCGAAAUUGAGACUACGAACGAUGACUGCCGAGAAAUGCGGAAUUCUGCGGAAAUUUCUGAAAAGCGCCAGCUUCUAACCUGGAAAACAAACAAACAGCUUAAAAAAGCACACCAAACUCUCGAGGAGCUAAAACGAACAGUUUCGUUGAAGGAGGAAUACUUAGCUAGUCGUCAAGACGGCAGAGAGAAUGAACAAGUAAAAACUCAGCUCGAUAAAAGUCAAACAACGUUAAAGCAAGGUACUUGUGAUCAGCCGUCCGAUUUGGAGGUUGCCUAUCGUCAGAGAAAACAGUCAGAAACGAAUAGCGACGGUAGCAUAGAGGAGAGCGAUAAUGUGACGGAUGGUGAACGAAGAAUCGGUCAGCAACGAGCAGAGAUUAUUCGCUUUGAGCACUGCUUAAAAAAUAUGGCAGAGUUAUUAGAUCUCACUGCUCGAGCCCCACGAAAAGUUGGUGAGCUGGAACGCAGUUUAUCCAUAAUGAAGGACCAGCAAUCUGUUCUGAAAGAGCAGCUUCGGCACGAGAAUGAGAAAAAAAGGGAAUUGAAGCAAGAAAUAGAGAAAGAUCAAAUGCGCAUAGUAGAACUUGAACGUCAGCUCCAAGAACAACGAGUUAGUUCGGAAAUGCGUUUCUUAGAAUUAUGUGGUGACAAAGACGGCAGCCCAGGCGAAUCUGAACUAGAACAUAAGUGGCGCUGGCUAGUGGCAGAAGAGGAACGUCUGGUUGAAUUGCGGACGGCCAUUACGUGGCGCUCCGAAGAACUGGAGGAAAAAGAAAAUAGCCUUGAAAAGAGGGAAAUUGCGCUCGACAGAUCGAAAAAUCAUAACGAAAUCGAUAAAAUGAACACGCUUACAAGCGCGGAUAUGGGAACGAAGCGAAAAAAGGAUACGGAAUCGUGCGAUAAAACUGUUCAAACGUCAACCAGUUCGUUCAAGUGUAAAUUGUACGACGUUCAUUCAACGUGCGGAAGCGAUAACGUGACAGACAAAGAGGCCAUAAGAAAAGAAAUUCGCAAAAUGAGGCACACCCGCGAUUCCCUGGUUCAACAGCGACAAGAACUCGAUGAGAGGCAACAUAGGGGACGUGAUUUAGAUGCCAGCGAAGAACGUCGCCUAUUAGAGUUGGAUGAGGCAAUCGAAGCUGUGGAUGCAGCAAUCGAGUACAAGAAUGAAGUCAUCUGCAGUCGACAUUACGAAUUAAAGAGUUCAACGGAAGAUGGCCUCUUGUGUAGGCUUAUGAGUUUAACUCACACAGAAACACGUUCUCUCUUGUGCAAGUACUUUCAAAAAGUGAUCGACUUACGGGAAGGCUCCAAAAAAAUGGAACAGCAAUUCGCAGAGUUGGAGGCUCAAUUUGAAGACCAAAGUCGCUAUGUCCGGAAAUUGUCUGCAGCUCUGAAACACACCCAGUUGGAGAUGGAGAGGCGUCAGCCGUCCUCACAUCAGCGCAAUUACGAGCACAAAGCCCACACGGUUCAGAGGCAACUCGACCAUGAUUCCAGUGCUGGUCGGGGCGAUGGCGACAGAAACUUCAGUCAAGUCGAUGAAGAUUCCGAGUAUCAAAACAGCCGCGAUUUGCGAAAGCAACUUCGUGAUCUGCUAAGCGUCACGCCCAGACAUCGAACAGGAGGCAACCAUAACGCUGUCUCGGGUGUUGUGCCGGUCGCUUCUGAGCUGGCACCAAGUGUGUGCAGCAGUCGUACUCCUAGUCUACUAGGUCUCCAGGCUGUUCAAGCGUUGCAUCAGAAAAUUACUGGGUUACACCGUAUGCGAGGUCGCCAGACUAGGCCGGAAACGACCACUACUGUUACGCGAGAGAAGAACAAACUAAUUAUCAAACAGCAGACGGUGCAACCCGAAACUAGAGAUACAAAACGACGACAUCGGUGAUUU